Molecule: messenger RNA, 861 nt
Organism: Notodromas monacha
Lineage: Eukaryota; Metazoa; Arthropoda; Ostracoda; Podocopida; Cyprididae
Source: the annotation of a GenBank genome assembly
UGUGUAACAGAUGCGUGUUUGAAUUCUGCGAUUUACUAGAAGAGAGUGGGGAUUGAGAAAUGUUGGUGCUGGUGAUCGGAGAUUUACACGUGCCUCAUCGGACGCACAGCAUACCGGCCAAGUUUCGGAAGCUGUUGGUGCCCGGCAGAAUUCAGCAUAUUUUGUGCACCGGAAAUCUAGUUUCCAAGGACAUGUAUGAUUACCUCAAGACGCUUGCGAGUGAUGUGCACGUCGUCAAGGGCGACUUCGACGAGAGUCAGACUUACCCUGAACAGAAGGUAGUGACUGUGGGGCAGUUCAGAAUAGGCGUGAUUCACGGUCAUCAAGUGGUGCCUUGGGGUGACCCAGAUGCCCUGUCACUAGUCCAGAGACAGUUGGACGUGGACAUUCUCAUUUCGGGUCACACGCACCGAUUCGAAGCGUAUGAACACGAGAACAAAUUCUUCAUCAAUCCCGGCUCUGCGACCGGAGCAUAUACCCCUCUCGAGAAGAAAAUAGUGCCGUCUUUUGUACUCAUGGAUAUUCAAAGUUCAACAGUCGUCACGUACGUUUACCAGCUGGUGGAUAACGACGUGAAGGUGGAGCGAAUCGAAUACAAGAAGUGUUGAGGCUGACAUUUUUUUUUUCGAUUUCUCGUCCCGCUUGGGGAUUCUAAUGUACCCGCGAAAAAGGGUGUGGUUAUUGUGAUCCCUAACCCAAUUUUAUCCCUAUGUUAAUUUUAAUUCUUUUUCAUCGGGUAAAGGGUGCAUGGGUAAACUGCUUGGCAGAUAAUCGCCUGAUUUUUCGUGCACUCGCUCUGCUUUGCUCCAUAUUAUUGAAUAUUAUGUGAGCAAUGAAAAACAAUGAAUUGUGAACAAAAAA